Molecule: messenger RNA, 1010 nt
Organism: Eriocheir sinensis (Chinese mitten crab)
Lineage: Eukaryota; Metazoa; Arthropoda; Malacostraca; Decapoda; Varunidae
Exons: 5
Coding region: 76-852 (258 amino acids)
Source: RefSeq, a predicted model, not a curated record
UCCGUUUCUCCACCAAUCCGUCUGGUCUCCCAUCAGAUCACAUCCACCUCAUCCACCACGGCCAAGGAGACGAGGAUGGCGAGGAAUAUCCUACACGCCCUGGGGAUCCUACUGUACGUAGCGACCGUGUCCUUCGCUGGCGACGAAAAGAAAUCCAGCUCCUACACAUCCUUCGUCACCACGGGCUUAGGACACGGGGGCAUAGGCUUAGGACAUGGUGGUGGUUAUGGUGGUUUUGGUGGUGGUUAUGGUGGUGGAAAUCUUGGGUAUGGGGUAACUGACUUUGGUGGAGAUGGUGGUGGGUAUGGUGGCUAUGGUGGCUAUGGUGGCUAUGGUGGUGGUGGUCAUGGUGGUGGGUAUCAAGUGUAUAAAGCUGUUGGAUAUGGGAAAGGUGGAUAUGGUGGUGGGUAUGAUGGGUAUGGUGGGUAUGGUGGGUAUGGUGGUGGUAAUGGUAUUGGCCACGGUGGUUAUGGUGGAUUUGGGACAGGCUAUGGUGGAUUUGGGACAGGCUAUGGUGGCUAUGGUGGCUAUGGGAAAGGCUACGUCCAGUAUGAAAAGGGAUAUGGUGGCGGCGGCUAUGGUGGCUAUGGUGGGGGCGGCUAUGGUGGCGGCGGCUAUGGUGGCUAUGGUGGCGGCGGAUAUGGUGGCGGCGGCUAUGGUGGGGGCGGAUAUGGUGGCGGCGGCUAUGGUGGACUUGGAGGACAUGGUGGAUAUGGUGGAUAUGGACACUAUGGUUAUGGAAAAGGAGCAAAAGGGUACACCCACUCAUACUAUGUGAAGAAAGGCUACGGCGGUGGCUAUGGGGGCAAGGCAUAUGGCUACGGCACUGGAUAUGGAUACGGUAAAAAAUAGAGAAAAGAGAGAGAAAAUACGUAGAGAAAGAGGAAACUGAGGAGAAAAGAAGAGAGUAAGAAGACAAUAUCCCCUUCACGCAGUCCUCUCAUACUGUCUCUUCCCUCCACUCCCAACACCAAGAGGAUGAAGAGGACGAGGAGCAAGAGGAAGAGAAA